AUGACUUCCAAUGACCGUACGUUGACGGCACCGCUGCUCCGCCUGCCCUUGGAGCUUCGCAACGAGAUUUGGAGCAUGCUUCUCCUGAACUUCGUAGCCAUUCCUUUAUCAACUCAAGGAGUCCGAACCAAGUCGUCUCGCGUUGUGCGCAAUCCGGACAUCCACUGGUCCAAGCAGUAUAUGUUCGCUGAGCCACCAAAUACAGGUCUUCUUCGAAUCAACAGACAGAUUCAUACGGAGACUAUCGCCUUCCUGUACAGCAUUAACAGAUUUGUCGUCAAAGACAUCCUCACACUCCGCCGCUUUCUGGAGACAAUCGGACCUGGCGUCACACAUAUCACCGGCGUGACGCUGCAAUCCGACGCGUUGAUGGGCCGAUCGCUCUCGUCCGCAAUGCCUAAGCUGAGAUUGUGCCGAAAUCUCACGUCUCUGAAAGUCUGCCACCCUAGCCUUUGCGCCGCCACGGACGACGCGGUUGGCGCCAUUGCUUCUGGCUUCGUCAAAGAUCUCGAGCCGCUACUUGAUGUGUUGGCCCCGAUAUUCACGGAGAAGAAUCUUGCAAAAUCUAUUGCUAAUCUCGUUCGAAUCAGCCACGGAAGCUGUCUACAAGGAUUUUCGAAGGCAAGAGAUAUGGAAAUCGAGAUUGGAGAACUCAUCGCGCAGAGGUACGGGGUCGAGUAUUGGCCUGACUUUGACUGGUGGGAUCUGAACGAAGCCGGAGGAAAAGCGUGGUACCUUGAAGAACAGCAUAUCGCGUGGCUCAAGGAGAAGGAGGAGACGGAGAAGCUGGAAUCCUUGAGAGUGCUCUUUCAAGAUCAGAAUGUUGCAUGUUCUUGCAGUUCGCCGAUUUGUCGAGGUGAAGCGUGA
Sphaerulina musiva SO2202 is the source of this 867-nucleotide messenger RNA. RefSeq lists its product as uncharacterized. The record is from RefSeq and is a predicted model, not a curated record. Bases 1 to 867 code for a protein of 288 amino acids. Lineage: Eukaryota; Fungi; Ascomycota; Dothideomycetes; Mycosphaerellales; Mycosphaerellaceae. The transcript is spliced from 2 exons.